UAGAAACCCCUCCUCCGCCGUCUAAAACCCUCCAUGGACUGAGAAAGCGCUCUCCGCUCUCCAUCAUCAUCUGCAGAAAAUUGCGAGCGGGGUGCGGUGACAAAAAAUGCCAACUUGGGCCGCUCGCCCUCCGCCGUAGACAUGAGCUCGGCCGUGGCCGUCGCUUCUUCCACCCGCAACAAGUCAUUCUCACCAUGCGAAUCCACUGCAAAGUAGUUGCGAUCGCCGUGGGUUUCGGAGUUUUUCUACUUGUGUACUUCUUCGGGGGGAACGGCGGCGCUGACGAGCCGCCGCCAAAGGAAGUUGGAGGGGAUCGGCAGUUGGAGGAGGUCGGCAGAUCCCCACCUUCGCUUCUCGUCGAGUAUGUGGGAAGUGACGCCGUGGCGAAGUUGGCCAGAAAAUCAGCCACUGGAGUCGGCGAGCGUGUGGAGAGAAAAGAGGGCAAGGCGACUGGAAGAGAGGGCAGCGUGAAUGCAAAAAGUAAAUUUCUGGGCAAAAUGAUCCGACCUGUGACCAGGCGCAGGCGACCUGAGGAAGUCAUGCACUUAGCUGUGGUGGCUUGUGGGAAACGUCUGGAUGAGACCCUCACAAUGCUCAAGUCGGCCUUGCUAUUCAGCUUGAAGAAGAUCAAGUUUCACAUUUUUGCUGAGGACUCCUUGGCGCCUGAGUUUGAAGAAAGGAUAAUCCUGAAAGAUGUGGACUCGUUGCUUUACGUGGACACCGAUGUUCUGUUUCUGCGGCCUAUGGACGAUAUCUGGAUGUUCCUCAAGUCCUUUAAUGGGUCACAGCUGGCGGCCAUGGCUCCAGAGCACGAGGUGUCCAAGAUCGGCUGGUACAGCCGCUUCGCCCGGCACCCUUUCUAUGGAGUGACAGGGGUCAACUCUGGCGUGAUGCUGAUGAACCUGACUAGGAUCCGCAGAACACUGUUUAAGAGUAGCCUGAUUGCUGGUGGUCUGUUGUGGGAAGAUCUUCUUCAUCCGCUUCACCAGAAGUACAAGAACCACAUAACAUGGGGAGACCAGGACCUCCUCAAUAUUAUCUUCCACUAUAACCCAGAGCAUCUCUAUAUCUUUCCCUGCCAGUGGAACUACAGACCUGACCACUGCAUGUAUGGGAGUAACUGUAAAGGAGCUGAACAGGAAGGCGUGUCUAUUCUCCAUGGCAACCGUGGAGUAUAUCAUGAUGACAAGCAGCCUGCGUUUAAAGUAGUCUAUGAUGCAAUACAUAAUGUAAGUACAGGGGGAAAAAAUAUAUAUAUUUAUAUUUUUGGACAAAAAUUUGUCUCAAUAUUAUUGUAUCAAACAAAAACUAAUCUCAAUUUAAAAAAUAAGUUGUGGUCCAAUUUUUGAACUGUAAUGAAAUUUUUUGUAUUGUAAUGGAAUAUUUUGUUUUAAAAGAAAAAAAAUGUCUAAAAACCUUUUUUUUAAUUUUGUCUCAUGAAGAGAAAAAGUUAUUUGCAAAAUAUAAACUUUUAUGUGCGCAUGUCAGAAAUCUUUGGUUGCAAUUCUCAAACUUUUGGUUUUGAUGCUCCCUUUUUUUGGUUGAACUCAGAGUUUUCAUUGUUAGAAACAUGAACAUUGUGGGCGGGGCCUAAAGACGAACAAUGUAAGACGUGUCCCUAUUGGUUAGCGCUGAUUAAAGUGAAAAACUCUUACUCCCUCCCACCUCAUAACUGAUACCCAAACUGAUACCCAUACAUACACUCUAACACUGAAACUUCGCUUCAGUGUUAGAGUGUAUGUAUCUUGUAUUUAGUUAUAUUUUGAAUUGUAUUAUUUUGAAUGGCUUUUGCCGUGUUAUGCUAUGAUAUUAAAUUAGUGUUCUUUUGUAGUUUGUUGGAUCCAUUAAGCUUUGUUGCUACAGGACUAUCAGUAGGGACAGCUGCCAAUCAGACAAGCCUCACAUUAAACAUAUUUGAUUCUUGCCAGUUUCCUAAGUUCAUUAUUCAGGGACAGAAAUAUGAUAAUUGAUUAAGAUGCUGUGGCAAAGUUGGUUUUGACAAGACAAAUAUAAACGAGCAUGCAUAUGUGUUAACAUUUUUUGCAAGAAAAAUACAACAAUUAACACCAACUUCCUGGAAGAAGUCUGAAACAGGUCUAUAUCUGAACUUUUUUUGCAUCUGGAACACAUUAGAACCAAAUUAUCAAAUUUCCUUUAUUUCAUGUUAUUUUAGC
Poecilia latipinna (sailfin molly) is the source of this 2174-nucleotide messenger RNA. RefSeq names its product glucoside xylosyltransferase 2 (gene gxylt2). Lineage: Eukaryota; Metazoa; Chordata; Actinopteri; Cyprinodontiformes; Poeciliidae. Gene Ontology annotation, biological process: protein O-linked glycosylation via N-acetylgalactosamine. Gene Ontology annotation, molecular function: UDP-xylosyltransferase activity. The record is from RefSeq and is a predicted model, not a curated record. The coding region runs from base 195 to 1349 and encodes 384 amino acids. The transcript is spliced from 5 exons.